This is a messenger RNA of Siniperca chuatsi (mandarin fish), 2004 nucleotides long. It is a transcript of the gene rrp36, whose product is annotated as ribosomal RNA processing 36. Gene Ontology annotation, biological process: maturation of SSU-rRNA from tricistronic rRNA transcript (SSU-rRNA, 5.8S rRNA, LSU-rRNA). The coding region runs from base 238 to 1308 and encodes 356 amino acids. Gene Ontology annotation, cellular component: nucleolus; 90S preribosome. NCBI's taxonomy places the organism in Eukaryota, Metazoa, Chordata, Actinopteri, Centrarchiformes, Sinipercidae. The record is from RefSeq and is a predicted model, not a curated record. The transcript is spliced from 8 exons.
AAUAAACCACAGCAGGCACCGGUGUGAAAAUAUGUCCGGAUAAAAUGAUAGUAUAUUUGCUCCUUAAUCGUGUCCGUGAAACGUUUAUUUUGAAACCGGAACUGCUUUGUUUAUCUUACUGGAGUGAGACUUGCUGCCGACAUGCACACACGUGGAUAAUGGAGCUCAGCAAAACAGGACUUUAACAACUACUUGACAGUCAGCUGUCUUCAUCUUCCAGAACCGUAAAAAAACAAGAUGAAGGGGAAAGAGAAGCGGCGGCGGGAGCCGGCAGCCUCAAAGAAGAAAAACAUGGCGGCGAGCAGCAGUGAUGAUGAAGACUCUGACGUGGAGAAGAACUUCGCUCUGCUCGCUGAGAGGGGAGGAGGAGGAGGAGCUGAGGAGGGAGAGCGGCACCAUGGAGGAGAUGAAGAACUCAGUGAUGAUGACGAAGAAGGGUCGGAUGGUGGUGAUGAGGAAGCGGAAGACGAGGAGGAUGUUGGCGAGGAAGCGUCUGAUGAUGAAGUAGAGGAGGAGGAGGAGGACGUUGAGGGGGUCGAAGAAGAGGAGGGAGGCAGUGAAGGCUCUGAGGAUGAGGAGGAGGAGGAUGAUGAAGACGCAGAGGAUGCUGGCGGCAGCGGUGAGAUCCAGACAAGAGAAGACAUUAAAAACGAACUUUCCAACAUGUCGUUUGAGGACAUCGUGAAGCUGCAGAACAAAGUGGGAACCAAAGUUUACAACGAGGUCGCGUACGGCAGCGGCAAGAGCCGCGUCGAGACCCGCAAAAAGAAACGGCUGAACAAGAACAGGCCGACGGAGAUUUCAGCCAAGAGACCGGCUCCGUUCCUCCGUCAGGUCGUCCCCGUCAGGAAACCGAUGAUGAGAGAUCCUCGGUUUGACGACCUGUCUGGAGAAUACAAACCUGAGAUUUUCGAGAAGACGUAUAAAUUCAUUAAUGACAUCAAACACAGAGAGAAAGAGAUCGUCAAGAAGCAGCUGAAGAAGACGAAGAAGAACAACCAGAGGAAGGAGAAGCUGCACUUCCUUCUGAAGAGGAUGGAGAACCAGGAGCGAGCGAGGAAGAGCCGCGAGCAGCAGAGAGAGAGAGAGCUGCAGUUCAAGAGGCAGCAGAGAGAACGAGCCAAUCAGGGCGCUCGGCCGUUCUUCCUGAAGAGCUCUGAGAAGAAGAAGCUGCAGCUGGCUGAGAAAUACCAGGAGCUGAAGAAGAGCGGCAAACUAGAGAAGUUCCUGAGCAAGAAGAGGAAGAGGAACGCCGGGAAGGACCGCAGGAAGCUGCCCAAACAGCUGCAGAGCAAGACGGCUGCGUGACGCGUCCGGCGACGCCGAAACACCCGAAGAAGAACCCGCUGUCGGUCCUUCGGCGUGUCGGCUGAGCAGCCCGUAACGAGCCGACUCAGCCUGCGGGUGGCGCUGCAGUCUGUUUGACGUCAUCACCGGAGUCCGUCACGUUUAUUUCACUGUCAAAGUUACAUCAUCUCCUACAGAUUCAACGAUGCUCGCCAACAGUUUGUUCUGAGCGUGAAACUUAAUUCUCGACCUGGAGAACGAACAAAAGAAUCUCACCCCGAGGUCCACUUACUAGCCUUUUCUGGGACUUUCAGCCACAUCUCACGGUCUUCAUAAGGGAAUAGUGUUUGUACUGGAUACUGGGAUCACAGAAGUCGGAGAGUCCAUGAACUGUGAACUUAAACGGUCCAAAUAAAGUUCACUAAACAUCGACUGAUGGAUUUUUCUGAACUGAAACUGUCGCCUGGAAGAAAAGAAACGUUUGUUUCACUGCAGAGAAAUUCUGGUCUGUUUGUGCUACGAGCAAGUGGCCGCUAUACCAAUUUGUCCGUUUGAUGUAGUUUUAUUCUGAAAUUCCAAGUUAGAAUAUCAGCCGAGUGUCCAGUCGCAGCUGUACAGAUGUUCUGUGAUCAGAAACAUCUGGUUCAUGCUGAACUUUCCAAAUGUUCACUUUUACUAAACAGCAUGUUUGUUUUAAAAUAAAAUUCUAUUCGCAUG